AAAGAAAAAAGAAUUAACCGUACGAUAAAGACGGUGAUGUAGAAUCCAAAAAGAACCAGUUAAUCAAAUCAGAACACAACCCGGAAACCUGACUCUGGCGGGGAUUGAUUUGGAUUGUUAGCGACUCGAUUACUGCCUAUUGAUUGUCCACUAGAAUGAAAAGCCAAGGGAGUUAUGUUCCGCCCCGUUAUAUUCCGUUGGGACAGUCAGAUGUAGAAGCAGUGACUACUACGCAAAAUGCAGAUCCUCCUGUUUCUGGUCAUAGGGGUGAUGGACCAACACAGUGGUCAUCUGGAAUUUGUGCUUGUUGCGAUGAUAUGCAGAGCUGUUGUGUAGGACUUUUUUGUCCUUGCUUUUUGUUUGGAAAGAAUGCUGAAUUUUUGGGUUCUGGAACUUUGAUAGGAUCAUGCACGACCCAUUGUAUUUUGUGGGCUAUUGUCAAUACUGUUUGCUGCAUGAUGACUGAUGGAAUUUUGCUGGGAUUACCUGGAUGCUUUGUUGCAUGUUAUGCAUGUGGCUACCGCAGGGCCCUUCGGGCAAAGUAUAAUCUAGAGGAAGCGCCCUGUGGAGAUUUCAUUACUCACUUUUGUUGCCAUUUGUGUGCGAUUUGUCAAGAGUACAGAGAGAUCCGUGAAAGGUCCGGCGAUCCUAAUCAUCCUGAUAUUAAACUGGCUGUAGUAACAGCUCCAUCAGUCCAGACAAUGGAAUGACAUGCUGCUACAUAAGCAAUUUUUCGGUUUACUCUGUAACUCGCUACAUUUUGUAUGAUAUAAUAGCAUAUAUGGGAAUGGUCUGUAAUCUUGGCUUCAACUAAUGGAUGGAGGUUACCUCUUUGCUGUACAACCUAAAAACAUUUGCUCUAUGUUCGCUUAAUGUUAUAAAAAGAUAUAUAUAUAUA
Molecule: messenger RNA, 898 nt
Organism: Tripterygium wilfordii
Lineage: Eukaryota; Viridiplantae; Streptophyta; Magnoliopsida; Celastrales; Celastraceae
Product: protein PLANT CADMIUM RESISTANCE 10
Exons: 4
Coding region: 156-710 (184 amino acids)
Source: RefSeq, a predicted model, not a curated record